This is a messenger RNA of Mollisia scopiformis, 546 nucleotides long. RefSeq lists its product as uncharacterized. The transcript is spliced from 2 exons. Bases 1 to 546 code for a protein of 181 amino acids. NCBI's taxonomy places the organism in Eukaryota, Fungi, Ascomycota, Leotiomycetes, Helotiales, Mollisiaceae. The record is from RefSeq and is a predicted model, not a curated record.
AUGGCAGUCUUCCCGCUGACCUCCGGAGAAGGUCGGAAAUGCAGGAUCUCGAAUGACCUGGGAUCGUCAGGGCUCCUACCGGAUGCAUCAACGCCUGAAAGGGGUCCAGGAUCGGCGGCCAUUGGACUCCGAAAAACGCCGCUGUGCCUGGAUUCUCUUCUUUCGGAUGAUGGUCGUACGGCCUGUGCAUCAGAAACAUUGAAAUUUGGGACGCAGAUAAGGACCCCUAAUUUCUGGAUCGUGUGGCAUUUUUCGAUCGUCGGGAGAAUUGAAAACCGACAUGGGAGUCAAAGCACAGACGGGGAUAAUAUUUUUCAGGGUCUUUCAGGGUUCUGGGUUGAGUCGGUGAAGCAGAGAGGUUUUGUACACGUGUUCGGAGUUCAACCUCCUGCAACUCUCACGCCGCGGCUUAUCAUUUCAUGCAAAAAGAACCUAAAUAGGGGCUAUUUCGCCGGAAAGGAACAUCCUGGAUCUUCGGUCAUCGAGUUGCGCGAAACGAUCCGCAGCGAAGUCGGAAUGGCUUCAACACUUGGCCGAAAUUUAUGA